Lodderomyces elongisporus is the source of this 2337-nucleotide messenger RNA. RefSeq names its product dolichyl-phosphate-mannose-protein mannosyltransferase (gene PMT4). Gene Ontology annotation, cellular component: endoplasmic reticulum; membrane. Gene Ontology annotation, biological process: protein O-linked glycosylation via mannose. NCBI's taxonomy places the organism in Eukaryota, Fungi, Ascomycota, Pichiomycetes, Serinales, Debaryomycetaceae. The transcript is spliced from 2 exons. The record is from RefSeq and is a predicted model, not a curated record. Bases 1 to 2337 code for a protein of 778 amino acids. Gene Ontology annotation, molecular function: dolichyl-phosphate-mannose-protein mannosyltransferase activity.
AUGACGCCCGUGAGGAAAAGAAAUACGGCUACUAAGAAACAGUCCAACUCGGAUUCAACUGUGUUUGGCGGCGACGACAAGAACAGCAACUACAAAAAUAACAACAUUAACAACAACAACAACAAAGUCAAUGACGAAUUUGAUGACAAUAACGGUAAACUCAAAAGUGGGGUGGGCCUCGAUAAAGAUCCAGAACAAAAAUACUGGUUGGCGCUAGUGUUUGUUACAAUCUUGGCUAUCUAUACCAGAUUCACGAAAUUGGGAACACCAAACAAAGUUGUCUUUGAUGAAGUGCAUUUUGGAAAAUUUGCAUCUUACUAUUUAGAAAGAACGUAUUUUUUUGACUUGCAUCCACCAUUCGCUAAACUCUUGAUUGCAUUUGUUGGCUGGCUUGUGGGUUACAAUGGUAAAUUUAAAUUUGACGCUAUUGGGGAUUCAUACAUUGAAAACAAUGUGCCAUACAUUGCCUACCGGAGCCUUCUGGCUAUUCAAGGAACUGCGAUUAUCCCAGUUAUGUUCUUGACGAUGAAGACUUUGGGGUUCAAUGUGGCGGCAUGCUUACUCUCGAGCAUUAUCGUUUGUUUUGAUAACGCACAAGUUGCAGACAGUCGUUUGAUUCUCUUGGAUGCUACAUUGAUUUUGAGUGUCGCAGCUACAAUAUUUUGCUAUAGCGAAUUUUCAAUUUACAGAAAACAACCUUUUACCCAAAAAUGGUGGAAAUGGUUAAUAUCUACUGGUGUGUCACUUUCAUGUGUCAUUUCUACGAAAUAUGUUGGUGUGUUCACAUUCUUCACCAUAGGAAUUGCAGUUCUUCACGAGUUGUGGUUUUUGCUUGAUUACAGGAAGGGCUUAACACUUCAACAGUUUGGUAAGCAUUUUUUUGCUAGACUAUGGGCAUUGAUCAUUUUGCCAUUUACCAUAUAUUUAUUCUGGUUCUAUUUGCAUUUUGCCAUUUUGACCAAAUCAGGACCCGGUGAUGCAUUUAUGUCCGCUGAGUUCCAAGAGACCUUGUUAGAAUCACCUUUGGCGCAACAUUCUAAAGACGUUCAAUAUUAUGAUGAAAUUACGAUCAAGCACAAGGAUACCGGUGCAUUUUUGCACUCGCAUUUACACGAUUAUCCUUUGCGUUACGAAGAUGGUAGAAUAUCUUCCAACCUGCAGCAAGUCACCUGUGUUAUUGAAGAUGAUGCCAAAAAUGACGAAAAUAAUGUUUGGCAGAUUGUUCCAGUGAUUGCAGAAGACGAUGGCAAAAAGGGUAAAUCUGUUUUCACUAACGAUGUGGUUAGAUUCAAGCACAAGGGUACAGGUGGUUUUCUUUUAACUCAUGAUGUUGCUUCGCCAUUGAAAGCAACAAAUGAAGAGUUUACAGUCGUUUACAAUGAGACUGCUUCCAACAGAUACAAUGAGACAUUGUUUAGGUUGAGAUUAAAUGUUCCAGGUUCCAAUCCAAAGAAACAAAAUCAAAGAAAAAAGGUAUCAACUAUGGCAACGGAAUUGAGAAUAUUGCAUAUGGACACGGUUGUGGCUAUGUGGACCCAUGACGACGAACUCUUACCAGAAUGGGCAUUUCAACAACAAGAGGUAAGUGGUAACAAAAAAAUCCAGGACAAAGAUAAUAUCUGGACAUUCGAUUCGAUCACCAACUUGGCAGAACACGAUUCAAGAAGCAAGUAUAUUCCUAAAAAGAUUAAGAAGAUACCAUUUUUGAAAAAAUGGUGGGAAUUGCAAGGCUUAAUGUUCCACCACAACAACCAGUUGAGUUCGUCACACCCAUUUGCAUCUCAACCUGACGCAUGGCCACUUGCUUUGAGUGGUGUUUCUUUUUAUAACAACAACGAGGAGAAGAAGCAAAUUUUUUUCCAUGGUAAUGUUAUUGGGUUCUGGCUUGAAGUGUGUUUCUUGUCAGUCUAUGUCGGUAUCCUCUUGGCAGAUCAAAUCACUCUUCGUCGUAAUUACCAUUUGUUGAAUGAUAAAGCAAGAUCAAGAUUGUACAACACCUUGGGAUUCUUGUUUAUAGGAUGGGCUGCUCACUAUUUACCCUUUUUCUUGAUGAAUCGUCAAAAGUUUUUACACCAUUAUUUACCAGCACAUCUCAUUGCUGCAUUGUUCACUGGUGGAUUGGUUGAGUUUAUUUGCACAAACAACUCCAACGAUUUUAACAGAUCCAGUCCACAAUCGAAGAAAAUCAAGAUGACCGUGUUAGUUAGUUUGGCUUCCAUUGGUAUAAUUUGGUUCUUUUUUUAUUUCAGACCAAUUACUUAUGGUGAUGUUUCUUUGACUCCUGCAGAAGUUCAAAAGAGACAAUGGUUGGACAUCAAAUUGCAUUAUGCCAAAUAG